Messenger RNA from Gymnodraco acuticeps, 2353 nucleotides. RefSeq names its product ALX homeobox 3 (gene alx3). Bases 738 to 1955 code for a protein of 405 amino acids. NCBI's taxonomy places the organism in Eukaryota, Metazoa, Chordata, Actinopteri, Perciformes, Bathydraconidae. The record is from RefSeq and is a predicted model, not a curated record. The transcript is spliced from 7 exons. Gene Ontology annotation, molecular function: DNA-binding transcription factor activity, RNA polymerase II-specific; RNA polymerase II transcription regulatory region sequence-specific DNA binding. Gene Ontology annotation, biological process: regulation of transcription by RNA polymerase II.
CAGGGCCUCUUCGUCAACGCUUCCUCUCCAAAACAUAUUUUAGGAUUAUUCAUUUUUUAGCUCUGGCGUGUGCCUUUAUCUGAUACUUCCAGAUGGUUUUGCUGAGGUGCAUGUUUACGGAUUCCUGGAGAUUAUAUGGCCCUGCUCAUCUCCAGUGUGUUGUGGCUAACACUCGCUGGGCUCCAUGACGCCUCACAGGAGGUCAGACAGAGGACAGCAACCCCACUUCCCAUUUCCCUUUGGAAAAACCUCAACCCCCAUCGCCGCAGUGCACCAUCUUAAGAUUCCCAGAAUGCACCUCUCCAGCCAGCUGACCCCCAGGUCAGCAGCUGUCAAUCACAUCCUCAGCUGGCUCUGCAGCUUCUGGACACAGACUGGAGGAUGUGAGGGAGGCCUCUGAGAGGAGGCCUGGCUCUGCAUAUGGGAUCAUCUCUGUGCAUUCAUGGCGGCUAAUUCAAUUAGCUAUCCUUCUCCUAUUCUAAUGCAAACCUCAGGUUGAAUCGCCACCCUGUACGUGAGUGGAAAGGCCCCAGGCAGUGAUAACCAGACAAAGACAGACAGCUUGCAUGAAGCACAACGUUUUACUUCAUUCUAUCUGGCUGUCUAUAUUGGUGUUUCUAUGGCAGGUCGGUCUUAAUAACUUCUCCAUCUUCAUGCUGUUGGAGGAUCACACAGAUUGUCCCUGGAAAAGCCUUUUUUCACUCUGAUCUGUUACUGUGGACACUUCAGGGCUCAAAAUGGAAUCAAAUGGGGCUUAUGAGGCCUCUUGGCCCAAAUGGACCUCUUGUUUACACACUUGUCCAUCAGCUGAGGAGCAUGCGGCCUCAGGUAUCCACAGAGAUGGUGAGAUGUCCCCAAAACUAUCGGUACUGUGUCUGGACCUGACCAGCAGGAGGACGCCUGAACAUUCCCCCAGACUGGAGCACGGUGGCUCCUUUCUCCCUUGCGAUGAGCUGCAGAAACCCUCGCAACUUCCGCCUCUUCCUCACCGCCUCAGCCUGCGCGGGGAUCUGUACGCCGCUGCUAUGGGGAGGUUUGGGGACGCUGCAGCGGACUUUACGCACGGCGCGGCCUCGACCAACCCGCCCGGCUCACCGUCCAAACACAGCAAGUUCUUGGAGAGUAUAAACCAGGACCCAAAGGGCACAGCGAUAAUCGGGAAGACGGCUUUUUAUGAGGGCAACUCAGAAGCCAGAGAGAAAGGAGCUCCAAAGACGAUGGGCUACCCUGGCCUUGGCCUAGAAUGUUGUGGGAAGCUGAAAGAGCCCGGCGAGGGUCUGCAUGGGGUAUCUAUCGCCGACUCCAUCGACUUAUCGGGCAAGAACAAGAAGCGGCGCAACCGCACUACCUUCAGCACCUUCCAGCUGGAGGAGCUGGAGAAAGUGUUUCAGAAGACGCAUUACCCUGACGUGUACGCCCGCGAGCAGCUGGCCCUGAGGACCGAGCUCACUGAGGCUCGGGUUCAGGUUUGGUUCCAGAAUCGUAGAGCCAAGUGGAGGAAACGGGAACGCUAUGGGAAGAUCCAGGAUGUCCGCAACCACUUUGCUGCUACAUAUGAUAUCUCUCUUCUCCCUCGCCAUGAUACAUACCAGAUGCAGGGCAACCUGUGGCCCGGGGCGGCAUCCGCGGGGGUCGGUGCUCCAGGUGCUGGCUGUGUCUUAGGAGCAGACUCCCUCCCCUCGUCCUGUAUGAGUCCAUACCCUCACCCCCACCCCCACAGCAACCUGCAGGGCUUCAUGGGUAUGCCCCCAUCCCAGAGCCAUCCCCACCACCACCACCACCACCACCCGUCUCACCAUCCGGGCAUCAACGGCCUGUAUUCCCUCCACAGCUUCCCAGGAGGCCUCGGGCCCCAUUCCAUGGAGGGGCCGGAGAGCGACUACAAGCCGACGGGCCUUGUGGCGCUGCGAAUGAAAGCCAAAGAGCCAGGCAGCAUCCUCUCCUGGCCUACAUGACCACAACAGAGCCAGCUCCAUAUUAUGCACUGACUGAGCAAACGCAUAUUACAUCCUUGACCCAUACACAUCCCUCAAUGUACAUACUCCCCUCAGCAUAUGUCUCAAAUAAUUCCUCUAAACAGUUAUGUAAGCCAUUGGAGGCUUUCCAUCAUUAUGAAGGUCUUAAGAAAUAUGAAUUUCAUAAACAUUGGGGGCCACUUGAGCCUCUAGCACGAAACCCUAUUGUAUAGAAACUGUAUUGUUCCAAGGUUUAGGUUAAUAUCCCAAUGCUGAAACCAAAGAGGAAAUAUUAUUUAAGCAUGUAAAAAUUGUAAUUAUCGUAUUAAUCAUUGUUUUUUCGUUUGACUGUUGUGCUUUAUAGUGUGACCCUUAAUAAAGGCCUCCAUCUAAAUCUU